GUCCUCCGGAGGUCUCGGCUAGCUCACAGCCGGCGACCCGCGGGUCGCCGAGUCCGCAGCGCGCCACGUCCCACCCGAUACCGCACGCAUCGCGGCGUCGGCUUUGAGGGUGCAGAAUGAAGGCAGGCGGCGUGGGCACCAACCCUAGCCUGAGCUACGGGGCCGAGGCAGUGUCCCCGGCGUAGGCACCGUACCGUUCCCGGCCAGCGCACGCCGUGUCCUCCGCUCGCUUCCGGCCGGACCACGUGAUUGCGCGCACGUGUUCCGGCCCCUCCGAGCUGUGAUCUGGAGUCUCCUCCACACAGCGGGCGGAUGCCCAUCUAGAGGCAGAGCAGCCUUCGCCAUGAACCCCAGGGGCCUGUUCCAGGACUUCAACCCCAGUAAGUUCCUCAUUUAUGCCUGCUUGCUGCUCUUCUCCGUGCUGCUGCCCCUGCGUCUGGACGGCAUCAUCCAGUGGAGCUACUGGGCGGUCUUCGCCCCCAUCUGGCUGUGGAAGCUCCUGGUCAUCGUGGGCGCCUCGGUGGGUGCGGGCGUGUGGGCCCGCAACCCUCGCUACCGUACGGAGGGGGAAGCCUGUGUGGAAUUCAAAGCCAUGCUGAUCGCUGUGGGCAUCCACCUGCUGCUGCUCAUGUUUGAGAUUCUAGUCUGCGACCGGGUGGAGAGGGGAACCCACUUUUGGCUGCUGGUCUUCAUGCCACUCUUCUUCGUUUCCCCGGUGUCCGUGGCCGCCUGCGUCUGGGGCUUCCGACAUGACAGGUCUUUGGAACUGGAAAUCCUGUGCUCCGUCAACAUCCUGCAGUUUAUCUUCAUCGCUCUGAGGUUGGACAGGAUUAUCCACUGGCCGUGGCUGGUGGUAUUCGUGCCUCUGUGGAUCCUCAUGUCAUUCCUCUGCCUGGUGGUUCUCUAUUACAUCGUGUGGUCCCUCCUGUUCCUGCGGUCCCUGGAUGUGGUUGCAGAGCAGCGAAGAACACAUGUGACCAUGGCCAUCAGCUGGAUCACGAUUGUCGUGCCCCUGCUCACCUUUGAGGUCCUGCUAGUUCACAGACUGGAUGGCCACAAUACGUUCUCUUACAUUUCCAUAUUCACCCCUCUUUGGCUGUCAUUACUGACUUUGAUGGCCACGACGUUCAGGCGGAAAGGGGGCAAUCAUUGGUGGUUCGGUAUUCGCAGGGAUUUCUGUCAGUUUCUACUUGAGGUUUUCCCGUUUUUAAGAGAAUAUGGGAAUAUCUCUUACGAUCUCCAUCACGAAGACAGCGAAGAUGCUGAAGACGCGUCGGCGUUAGAAGCUCCGAAAAUUGCCCCAAUGUUUGGAAAGAAGGCCCGGGUAGUUAUAACACAGAGCCCUGGGAAAUACGUCCCUCCACCUCCCAAGUUAAACAUUGAUAUGCCAGACUAAACUCACAGGCUGGGCCUUAAAGUGAAAUAGGAACCGUAUACCCAUGAAUGCCACUUUGCUUUUUUCCCCCUGUGUUCAUCCAGCCCUGGAAUUGGAAACAGGCCCUCCUCAUUUUACACCCACUGUAAGACAGAAGGAAACCUCUUGCAGUGGUCAUUGUGUAGGCAGAAGCUGCAGCCUGUAGAAUUGGGGGGGGGGGUGUACAUAACGUGCAAGAGAGCUUGCUUUCCAGGUCCUCGUCGAGCUAGCCAAAGGCGGUAAAUAGAAUUGUUUCUAGGCCUUCCAAAGACCUGAAAACUACAUAGCUGUUUGUUUUAAAAGUGCUACCUAUGCCUACCAAAAGUAUUGUUUAAAAAGUAUUUUUAUAUACUGCUAGUCUAAAAUUGUAUAUCAGAUUGUGCCCAUUGUGACGUAAUGGUAAAUGUACCAAAUUCUCCCCCACCCCUGUUCCAUAAACCUCAUACAGUUGGUUUUUCUAGCACUCCUACUGUUCAAAUCGUCGUUUCCCUUGGGCUUUGCUGACACAGGUCUCUAGUGUUCUAAUAGAUGAAUUUUCUAAUGGAGUGACUCUGCAUAUAUUAGUACCUAUGUGAAUGUUUUAGCAGUGUUAUCUGUGUUGAAUUGUAGUUCUUGGCAGUAAUGUGUUGUGUUAAAGUAUUUUUUUUUAAGUUUCUGUGUGAAGAUACGUAUUUAUUGCAACUAUCCUUAAAGACUGAACGAGAUGCUAAUAUGUCCCUGACGUGGGACCCUGUCUGAGUCUAGGAAUGAAGGUCUGGUGUGGUAGAUAACAGGAGUGCUACAAUUUUUAAAGUGUGUGAUUGCACUCCCAGAGAAAAGGGGCACCACCACUCAGAACAGACACUGAGACAUGUCCAGUGUGGUGCCAGGCCACAAACACUGUCACUUAACACCUUGGCCUCUUCCUCACUGGUGGUAUCAUCUCUCCAGGAACAACCAAAAUACGCAACACACGGUUUGGCCAUUCCUAAGGUCUGUCAUAAUGUCAAGCAUUACUGUUGGGAUGCUGCGCGUGAUAACCAACAGUGCGAGGUCUUGUAAGGGCCGAUGUCCUUGGUCCAUCAAUAACAAAUAACAAAUGUUUAGGUAUUUUUAAAGAUGAGUACAGUGUUUCUUUAGGAGCUGAAGUCACCCCAGGAAAUCAAAACCAGAGGACAAAGCCAGAGCUCAGAAUAAGGUUCUGACUGGGAAGAAAUAAAUUCUUGGAAAUGGAAGUUAAAGUAACAUGGAGUACUCAUCAACGAGGAGAAGACCAGGGUGGGGCGGUUGUCAGCUUACUAAGGAUUACCGACAUCGGGUCCCAUGGGCGAUAGUGCCCCUUUGCUCUGGGUGUGGCAUGGUGUCCUGUCCUAUUUGAAGGGAAAGUCAGAUGCUGGUAAAUUGUGCGGUGCAAACAUGACCUGUGCUCACACCCCUGGCAGCCAUCCCCAGCAAGGAAAGCAGCAGGGACAGCUGGACUCCCAGGCUUUUAGCUAGCCAUUCUAAAACAUGGCGCUCCAGAUUGUGAGAGAGCCUGCCUCAGAAUGCAAGGUGGAGUGUCCACAUGAUGGUGGUAGGUAAAUGUGCCUGCCACCGAGGCUGAUGACCUAAGUUCCAGAUCUGGGAUCCACGUGAUGAAAGAGAACCAACUCUCAAGUCGUCCUCUGGCCAUCAGAUUCUAACAUAAAGUGACUGGGAAGAUGGUUCAGUGGUUAGGAGCCCUGGCUGUUCUUCCAGAGGGCCCACAGUUUGAUUCCCAGCACCCACAUGGUGGCUCACAACUGUAACUCCGAGGGGACCCAAUGCCCUCUUCUGGUCUGUGCAGGCAACAGACACACAGGUGAUGUACAGAUGUGUGUGUGUGAGAAGAGCACCCAGACACAUGAAGUUAGUUUUCUUUAAAACUUGGAGAGCAAUAAAGAAAGCCAUCUGACGUUCA
Messenger RNA from Rattus norvegicus (Norway rat), 3332 nucleotides. It is a transcript of the gene Tmem185b, whose product is annotated as transmembrane protein 185B. The record is from RefSeq and is marked validated. The transcript has a single exon. Bases 344 to 1396 code for a protein of 350 amino acids. NCBI's taxonomy places the organism in Eukaryota, Metazoa, Chordata, Mammalia, Rodentia, Muridae.